AUGAACCAACAGAUACCUCUCAACUACGAGGCCUCGGCCGGCAACACCAACAUGCGCAUCACCAGCUCCCUCCCUCCCGAAGUCGUCCAAUGUCUCGAGAACGCGCGCUUCCUUCACCUGGCCACCUGCGUCGACAACAUGCCUCACGUGUCGCUCAUGAACUACACCUACCUCCCCUCUUCGCCGUACUCCGACGGAUCACCCGUCAUCGUCAUGACCACCAACCCUGCCAGCAAGAAGAUGAAUAACCUGGUCGCAAACCCCAACGUCUCUUUGCUAGUUCACGAUUGGGUCUCCCACCGCCCCUCUACCUCCCACCAACGCCGUCCCUCGGGCGGAUCUCCGGGCCCUGAACACCGCUCCUCCUCUCUCGCCGCUCUAUUGUUUAACCUCAACACUAGCGCCGUCUCCUCCAUCAGCGCGACCAUAAACGGCUCCGCCCGCCUCGUCGACCGCGGCUCCGAAGAGGAGAAGUUUUAUCGGGAGAAGCAUUUGGAGAACAACACCUUUGACAGCGAGCAACCUCUGAUGAACAGCAUCCGGAGGGGAAGCACUUCUGGUCAACAACAGCAAAUACCAUCAGCAUUACAAACUGGAGGAGAGGAAGGGGAUUAUGGUAGAGAGAGAUACGUGGCGGAUGAGGAUGUCAGAGUGGUGGUGGUGGGAAUCCGGGAUGUCCGGAUUGCGGAUUGGAAGGGGACGGUGCAGGAUUGGGUUAUUGCGCCGCCGGAGGGGAGGAGUGAGGGGACAAACGAGGCCCUGGUUAAUGGUAUCCGGUAG
Molecule: messenger RNA, 780 nt
Organism: Sordaria macrospora k-hell
Lineage: Eukaryota; Fungi; Ascomycota; Sordariomycetes; Sordariales; Sordariaceae
Cellular component (GO): cytoplasm; nucleus
Source: RefSeq, a predicted model, not a curated record